Molecule: messenger RNA, 9000 nt
Organism: Chroicocephalus ridibundus (black-headed gull)
Lineage: Eukaryota; Metazoa; Chordata; Aves; Charadriiformes; Laridae
Gene: ATP2B4
Product: ATPase plasma membrane Ca2+ transporting 4
Exons: 22
Coding region: 577-4293 (1238 amino acids)
Biological process (GO): regulation of cytosolic calcium ion concentration; calcium ion transmembrane transport
Cellular component (GO): plasma membrane; intracellular membrane-bounded organelle
Molecular function (GO): ATP binding; P-type calcium transporter activity; ATP hydrolysis activity
Source: RefSeq, a predicted model, not a curated record
CGGCGAGCAGCCGGCGCGCUCUCCCUGGGAGCGCGUGUGUUUUUCCUAUCGCAGACACGCUUUUGCCGGCUUUAUUUUUUAACCCUUUGGGGUGGGGAGGGGGCACGCGGCCCCCCUGGUUGCUGCUUAUUCUUCUUUACCUGGAAAAUCCCCUCUCCGCUUGGACUUCUAAAUGGAAAAAUAUGGAUUUGGCGCUGGUGUGGUCCGGCGCGGAGGAUACCUGCUAACUGGGAUGGGAGAAGUUAUCCGGUGCCCGGCACGCCGUCUGUCUGGGAUGUGAUCCGGAGCGGGACUGCGUGGGAGCCCUCGGAGCCGAGACGCUCCAGUUGCUGUGGUAUCCAGGGAGCCCUCCUCCUUCUGCGGGAGAUGCACGCUGGUCGUUGCUAAGGUCGCCUCCGCGGUAACAUGCACAUCCUGUUUACACCUUUAUCUGGAGAAGUUGGGCUCGGUUAGAGGCACCCGCUUCACCCGGGCAGCCCCCAGGGAAGGGGCCGCCCCAAGCAUCCCCCCGCCGGACCCUCCAGGGAGCGUGCUACGGGAGCCGCGAGCCGGCGUCACCGCCACUGCGCCGGCAAGAUGACGAACAACGUGGCCGACCACCACCCCGGGAACUCGGUUGCCGAAGGCAACCAUGAAGGGGACUUUGGUUGCUCCGUGCUGGAGCUCAGGAACCUCAUGGAGCUGAGGAGCGCUGAGGCAGUUGCCCGGCUCAAUGACUCCUACGGUGGCGUGCAGAAUGUCUGCAAGAGGUUGAAGACGUCGCCAGUUGAAGGCCUGUCCGGGAACCCGACUGACCUGGAGAAGAGGCGGCAGGUCUUCGGCCAGAACUUCAUUCCUCCCAAAAAGGCCAAGACGUUCCUGCAGUUAGUGUGGGAGGCACUCCAGGACGUCACGCUGAUCAUCUUGGAAAUCGCAGCCAUAAUCUCCUUGGGCCUGUCCUUCUACCACCCUCCGGGCGGUGACAAUGAACUGUGCGGCCAGUCGGCGGGCGGUGUGGAGGACGAGGGCGAGUCACAGGCCGGCUGGAUCGAGGGGGCGGCUAUCUUGUUUUCGGUCAUCAUCGUGGUGCUGGUGACCGCCUUCAAUGACUGGAGCAAGGAGAAGCAAUUCCGGGGCCUCCAGAGCCGCAUUGAGCAGGAGCAGAAGUUCACGGUCAUCCGCAAAGGGCAGGUGAUUCAGAUCCCGGUGGCCGAGAUCGUGGUGGGAGACAUCGCGCAGAUCAAGUACGGUGAUCUCUUGCCAGCAGACGGGAUCCUGAUCCAAGGCAAUGACCUGAAAAUAGAUGAGAGUUCGCUGACUGGGGAGUCAGACCAAGUCAAGAAAUCGCUGGAUAAAGACCCCAUGCUGCUGUCAGGUACCCACGUGAUGGAGGGCUCCGGCAGGAUGGUGGUGACGGCUGUGGGUAUCAACUCCCAGACGGGAAUCAUCUUCACUCUCUUGGGUGCGGGAGAAGGAGACGAGGAAAAGAAGGUGAAGAAAGGUAAAAAAACCGGAGCCCCCGAAAAUCGCAACAAAGCUAAAACUCAGGAUGGUGUGGCCUUAGAGAUCCAGCCCCUGAAGAGCCAGGAAGGGGUGGAAAAUGAGGAGAAGGAGAAGAAGAAGGUAAAGGUGCCCAAGAAGGAGAAGUCUGUGCUGCAAGGGAAGCUCACGCGACUGGCGGUCCAGAUCGGGAAGGCAGGGCUGAUCAUGUCGGCCAUCACGGUCAUCAUCUUGGUGCUGUACUUCGUGAUUGACACGUUUGGGGUGCAGGGGCGUCCCUGGCUGGCAGAAUGCACCCCCAUUUACAUCCAGUACUUCGUCAAGUUCUUCAUCAUCGGUGUCACCGUGUUGGUGGUGGCUGUGCCUGAAGGGCUCCCGCUGGCGGUCACCAUCUCCCUGGCUUACUCCGUGAAGAAAAUGAUGAAGGACAACAACCUUGUGAGACACUUGGAUGCAUGCGAGACCAUGGGCAAUGCCACCGCCAUCUGCUCGGACAAGACGGGCACACUCACCAUGAACCGCAUGACCGUGGUGCAGGCCUACAUGGGGGACACCCACUACCGCCAGAUCCCCGACCCCGACGCCAUCCUGCCCAAGAUCCUGGACCUCAUAGUCAACGGUGUCGCCAUCAACUCCGCCUACACAUCCAAGAUCCUGCCACCUGAGAAGCAAGCGGGGCUACCCCGGCAAGUGGGGAACAAGACCGAGUGCGCCCUGCUGGGUUUCGUGCUGGACCUGAAGCAGGAUUACCAGGCUGUGCGGAACGAGGUGCCAGAGGAGAAGCUCUACAAGGUCUACACCUUCAACUCGGUGCGCAAAUCCAUGAGCACGGUGCUGAAGAACAGCAAUGGCGGCUUCCGCAUGUACAGCAAGGGAGCCUCCGAGAUCAUCCUCCGCAAGUGCACCAGGAUCCUGGACAAGAACGGUGACCCCCGGGUGUUCAAGGUGAAGGACCGGGAUGAGAUGGUGAAGAAGGUGAUAGAGCCCAUGGCCUGCCAUGGGCUGCGGACCAUCUGCCUGGCCUUCCGUGACUUCCCUGCUGAUGCUGAGCCAGACUGGGACAGCGAGAAUGAGAUCCUGUCUGACCUGACCUGCAUCGCUGUGGUCGGGAUAGAGGACCCUGUGCGGCCAGAGGUGCCAGAUGCCAUCCUGAAGUGCCAGCGUGCAGGGAUCACCGUCCGCAUGGUGACGGGGGACAACAUCAACACCGCCCGUGCCAUCGCCACCAAGUGUGGCAUCCUGCUGCCAGGGGAGGACUUCUUGUGCCUGGAGGGGAAGGAGUUCAACCGGCUCAUCCGCAACGAGAAGGGAGAGGUAGAGCAGGAGCAGCUGGAUAAGAUCUGGCCCAAGCUGCGUGUGCUGGCCCGUUCCUCCCCGACAGAUAAGCACACACUCGUGAAAGGAAUUAUCGACAGCACCAUUGGUGACCAGAGGCAGGUGGUGGCCGUGACCGGGGACGGGACCAAUGAUGGCCCAGCUUUGAAGAAAGCCGACGUUGGCUUUGCCAUGGGCAUCGCAGGCACGGAUGUGGCAAAGGAGGCUUCGGACAUCAUCCUAACGGAUGAUAAUUUCACCAGCAUCGUCAAGGCGGUGAUGUGGGGACGCAACGUCUACGACAGCAUCUCCAAGUUCUUGCAGUUCCAGCUGACCGUUAACGUCGUGGCCGUCAUCGUGGCCUUCACGGGUGCCUGCAUCACACAGGACUCUCCCCUGAAGGCUGUGCAGAUGCUGUGGGUGAACCUCAUCAUGGACACCUUCGCCUCCUUGGCCCUGGCCACGGAGCCCCCGUCCGAGUCGCUGCUGCUGCGCAAGCCGUACGGCCGCAACAAGCCGCUCAUCUCCCGCACCAUGAUGAAGAACAUCCUGGGCCACGCGGUGUACCAGCUAACUAUCAUUUUCACGCUGCUUUUUGCAGGGGAGAAGUUUUUUGACAUCGACAGUGGCCGAAAUGCCCCGCUCCACUCCCCACCCACCGAGCACUACACCAUCGUCUUCAACACCUUUGUCAUGAUGCAGUUGUUCAACGAGAUCAACGCGCGCAAGAUCCACGGGGAGAGGAACGUCUUUGAAGCCAUCUACCGCAACCCCAUCUUCUGCACAGUGGUGCUGGGGACAUUUGCAGCUCAGAUCAUCAUUGUGGAGUUUGGUGGGAAGCCGUUCAGCUGCUCCGGGCUCACCCUGAGCCAGUGGUUCUGGUGUAUUUUUAUCGGAGUGGGAGAGCUCCUCUGGGGACAGCUGAUCUGCACUGUCCCAACCAGCCACCUGAAGUUCCUGAAGGAAGCUGGGCACGGCAUCACCAAGGAGGAGAUCCCAGAGGAGGAGCUGCCUGAAGAUGUGGAUGAGAUCGACCACGCUGAGAUGGAGCUGCGGCGCGGGCAGAUCCUGUGGUUCAGGGGUCUCAACAGGAUACAGACGCAGAUGGACGUAGUUUACACAUUCCAGACCGGCGCCUCCUCUUUGCAGGGAGCCCUCAGGAGACAGCCUUCCAUCGUGAGCCAGCACCACGAUAUCAAAGUGGUGAAUGCGUUCCGUAGCUCCUUGUACGAAGGCCUCGAGAAACCCGAAUCCAGAAGCUCCAUCCAUAACUUCAUGACUCACCCAGAGUUCAUCCUGGAGGAAGACGAGCCUCGAACACCAUUCCUUGACGGCGCUGAAGACGACCCCGAGACUGACGGACUCAAAAAGCGAGGUGGGGGUAGCCUGGGUGGAUCUACAUCCCUCAACAGAAAUAACAAUGCAGUGGACAGCGAUCAAGCUGAGGUCACCGUCCCGGAGCCCGAAAGCCCCUUACACAGCUUGGAGACAUCGGUUUGACCUUAGAACUUCGAACCCCCCUCUCCUCCUCCUCCUCCUCCACCUUCGUCCCUCGCCCUGUGUGAUAUUGGCACCAGUAACUGAUCACACACUGCGGUCACUUCGUGUCAAACUGCUCAUACGUAUAUCAUUUUGGUGUUUUGUUUUUUGGGGGUUUUUGGGGUUUUUUUUAGUUGUUUUUCUUUUCUUUUACCAUUAUUUAGCAGUGGGAACCAGAGUACCACGAAUGCCGGGCGUUGGGAGAGAGGCUAAGCCAAACUUGUGCAUCUCCAUCCCCAAUUUUCAGUGGUACUCACCCAAGCGAAGCAGCCAGGUUAUUUCCUCUCCGAGAGUUGGGCUCCAUGUGUCUGUAGGGGGUUUUCACUUUGAAAAAUGCAUGUUCAAAGAAAGUUCAAAUUGUUGUAGUCUUACAUGCACGCUCUCAGCCCAAGGGCUGGGGUGCACUUGUGACUUUAUUUUAUUUUUUUUUUCCACUUGUGGUUUUUAGGGUUUUCUUCUAAUGGUGGGGUUUGUUCUUUGCUUGUGGGGUUUGCCCCCCGUGACUUCACAGUGGGAAGUGGGGGAGUUAGCACUCUAGUGCGAAAAAUUAAAAAUAAAUAAACAUAACCCAGCCAGGGGGAAGGUGUUUACUCACAGGUUGAUAGAUACAGGGAUGUACACCAGUCUUCCACCGUGAAAAAUGGUACCUAGCCUUUAAAGUUCCUCCUCUGCGUGUGCGCGCACACUUUUCUCUCUCUGUUUCCAAAGCAGUAAUUGGUAGACAAGGAACAAAGGUGACUUGGCUGGAACCUUGCUGGAUGUAAAAGAUUCUGAUUUUUUUUUUUUUUUUUCUCCAAAGCAAGGUGGAGGUGAACUGUCAGUGGAAAGGUGGUGAAGAAAAAACCCACAGUUGUAAGAAAUGGGGCUCCUUCCUGGGGCAUCUUAAGAGAUGCGCCUCAUCUGCUCUUGAACAGCUUUGUGAAAUUUUUGGUGAGAGCCUUGCAAAGGUUUAAUGGCUCCUGCAGAGGGACUUUUGCCUGUUCUGGCUUCUCUGUACUGUUGGGUUAAAUAUUCUUUCAGCCUUGGAGUAUGAGCGCUGGUUAACUGCUGAGGAACCCCAGAGGAUGCUCCAGCCGUGCCCACCAGCUCUGCACUUCGCUGCCAAAGCGUUAACAGGCUGAAUGGAGAACAAGCAUCGGGUUAUUGGCAGUGCAGCGGGUCGACUCCUAGAUCAUGGAAGGGAUAAGUUGGGUUGUCUCUUAGCCGGUGGAAGGGAGAGGAAGCUCCAGGGCCGAUGGAAGGACCCUUGAUUUCCAUAGCAAUUCUGUAGCUAGUUUGCCAGUGGAGGCAUUUCCUCACAGAGGUGGCAGGUUGGUUGGUUGGCCGCAGGUCUUCUGAAGAAGGUGCUGCGUGGAGGCUUUGCCUCACUUGCUGCUUUUUUGAAGGUCCUCCCUUCACCUUGCAUCCUGCCUCACCUCAGUCACUUGUAACCAUUCGGUGAGAGUCCUCAUGUUUUGGAGCAGAGGCCCCGGUUGUCAACGUGCCCAGGACUCUGAACUGACCCUCUUGGGAAGCCAUGGGACAGAGCAGGAGGCAGGAGUUUGCUUUGCUUGGGCUUAGUUUCUUCCCUGUGGACUCUUGCUGGUGCACCCCUGGUUACUGGCCCCAGGCAGGGCUGGAGGAAGCUCUGCUGCCUUCUCUUCUUUGUCCCCUUUGGCGUGGUUGGAAGCGGAGAGAACCUGGUUGUAACUGGCUGUACAACACCCUCGUCUUUGCCCAGCCUCCAUCCCUGGAAGCAGAGAGGUUUUAGUGAGAGGAGAGGUGGGGCUGGCUCGUUUCUUCUUUUCUUUCCUUUAAGAACGCACAGCAGAAUCUCCCGUGCCUUCUCCGAGCACUGCCUGCAGCACAGCCUGCCACGCGAGGGCCCAGUACUUUGCCAAGAUAUAAGUGUUCCUUAAACGACAACGCAAACCAAGUGUCUUUGUUUUGUUUCCAGCCCAGCACCGACUUGUCCCUUCCUUGGGGUGGGAGGAGGGAAGGACGAGGUCACCCCAUUCCUGCCCUAAAUAGCUGAGGAAAGGUCCUUCUCCCGGCUCUCCUGCCUCGGUGCUGGGGUGAAGGCUGGGCUCCGUACACUGCCAACAGCAAGAAGAAAUUGCCACCACUGCCCAUCUCAAUUAAAAAUUCAAUAUCGAGCCCCCUGCCCGCCCAGACAAACCCAUCGCUGCCCUCCCCAUUCCUUCUUCCCACGAGCUGAAAAAAUACCUUGGGCAGGACGGGGGGGGUAGGGCGGGGGGUGUUUUUUUGGGUUAUAGACAAGCGGUGACAGGAAAGACAAAAAGGGGGGGUGUCUGAGGGGUUUGGUUCUGUACUAAAGGUGACAUUGCUUAAAAGAUCACUUUUUCUAUUUUAAAUACUUGCAAAAAAAAAAAAAGAUGAAAAUAUGGUGUUCUUACAACUUACAUAAAUAUUUAUUAAAUACUUCGGGGGGGGAACACACCGUUUUUUGUUUUUUUCUUUUGAUAUUUUUUUAUUACCUCAGACCUGUUUUAAAAAAAAAAAAAAAAAGACUCAAACCAACAAAAAGCCGACUUUGGAGGCUCUCAAAGUCACUCCCAGAAAUCUGUGACUGGCAGGUUGCCACAAGGGUCUGGUUGUUCUUUAGUUGAUACUUUUUGUUGUUGUUGUUCUAGUUUCCAUAUUAGGAGGGGGAGAAAUAAUUAUAUAUAAAUAUUAUGCAAAAAAAAAAAAGUAUAUAGUUUUCUUUAGAUCAGAAACUGAUAUUUUUACGUCAGCCAUAUGUAUUUUGUUUAAAGAAAAAAAAUAAAUAAAGAAAUCUUGAGUCCCGCGUCUGCAGGGGCGCGUGACUGUGUGACAGCAGUUCAAAGUGACAGGUAAUUAAUUCCGUGUAUCAGCGAUCGGAUGCCAGUCAGCUUCCUUUUCUCUGAGCAGCCAUCUUUAUACUAGACAUUAGUUGGAUGACACAAAUGUGUUUUGUUGUUGUUUUUUUUUUUUUAUAUAUAUAUAUAAAUUAUGUUGGUAUGGCUGGUUGCUUAAAGCGUAAACGUUUAUUGUGCAUACAUCUUUUCUGUAAAAUAUUUCUUUUUUUUUUUUUUUCUAUUUAGUUUCAGUGAUAUACUGGCGGCAGAUGACUAUUGGGUUAAGUUAUUGAGGACAUUACAAAAGAGUUGGGGGAGAUUGGUGCUCUACGCUGAAAGGCAUGGUUGGCGGCACGAACUUUUCUGGGGACUCUCUGCAACAUGCCUUGAAAUAGGGGGAGAUUUUUUUUUUUUUUUUUUUUUUUUUUUUUGCUUGGUUUGAACUGCCACGAGUGUGCACGGGGGAGAAUGCCAUGCCAGACAGGAAUCGAAGUCAUACCCUGUGAUACGUGUUAACUUGCCUUGGAAUGCUUUGUUAUUAAAACACUCUGAACAUAAUUUUGCAUCCAGUUCUUAAUAACAGUAGGGUCUCUGGUGGUGGUGGUGGUUUUCUGUUAAAUAAAUUGGCGGAUUCGUACCAAAGACAUUACACCAUGUCCUGUGUGCAUUGCUGAACAGGCAUUUUUAGGCAUUUGCAUUAUGUGAUAAGGUUUCCUUUGAUUUGCACAGGGGUUAUACUUAAUUUUCAAAGGUUUUGUGCAAUAAGCUUUGAGGAAAAUUUUGAAACAAUCUCAAGAAGGAAAAAAACUAAACCAAAUUUUAGCAUGGGCAGCCUUCGGAGUAGAUGUCCUGUAGUGCUCAGCCCCUUUAGAAAUGCUUCUCGGGGUGAAAAGCCCCAUCCCAGAUCCAGCGAGGGCAUCUCCAAGAUGCCGUUGCCAGCUCCUGUUGCCCUCCAUGACUGCAGGGACCAAGCACCUCAAAGAGAGUCCCUGCAGGUUUUCGUACCUCUCCGGGGGGCGGGGGGAGGACGCAUGUACCUGUCUGCCAUUGCUCCUUAUCGCUGGGUCCAUCUCCUACAAGUUCUUCAACCCGUGGAGCACGCAACCCAUAAAACUCCUGCGAGCCCCGCUCUCUGUGCCAGGGAGGUACCGCUCUCCUGGUCCUGCCCCAACCAGCGAGGCUGGGGGGCAACGCCGGCGUGUUUCUUGGCACCUGGCUGUUCCUCUCCAGCAUCUCUCUGCCAAGGCUGUCCCCUGCCACCAAGACGGGCUGAUCUCUGGCUGUCCUCUGCCUCUGAUAUCCUCCUGCUCAACAAAAAAAAAAUAAAUACAAUUCUCAUUCAGCAAAGCCCAUGGCUAAAACUGCCUUUAGUUUAUUUCCUCCCUUUAAAUAAAUAUAUAUAUAUACAGUAUUAAACCAACAUUUGUGUGUGUAUAUAUAUUUAUCCAAUGCUCUCACAACAAAACUUUCUUUUGAGGAGGGCACGCAGAUCUGAGUUUUUCUUUUCCAGUAACUAAGUAUAAUAAGCACUGGUAUUUUUGUAUAAAAACAGAAAAAUACAAAACAAAAGACUGAAUAUUAUGUGGUAUGCAUGACAUUAAAAAAAAAAAAAAUGGUGGUUUCAAAGCAAUAUGUACCCUGGUGUGUUUGCCAUAUCCUAGAGUCCAGCUUAAAGUGCACCUGAUCUGUAUUGCAUUUUGAUAUUAAUCUCUAUGUACAAUGUUUUGCAUGUAAUUUAUAUGGUUCUUGGGAGAAAAAAAUUUUGAAUGAAUUGUCAGUUGGCUUCUUCUGAGAAAACAGACUCCAAGCAGAGAUAAUACUCAAAGUGGAAGCGGAUGAGUGGUUGAGG